AUGUGUUUGUGCUGCAUUAAUUCUCACUAUGAUCAAGUUACAGUCGCUGCUGAUAAAAUCACUAUGAUCUUAAAAGCAGCAGAUGUAUCAGUUGAACCUUAUUGGCCAUCUCUGUUCGCUCAUGCUUUGGAUGAUGUGGACAUCAAAGUAAUAAUUUCCAAUGUAAGCAGUAUGGCAGCUGCAUCUGCUGGUGAUGUAGCUGCUGUCCCUACCAAAGAAGAAAAGAAAGAGAUGAAAGAAGAAUCGGAGGAGUCAAAUGAUGACACGGGCUUUGGUUAG
Molecule: messenger RNA, 279 nt
Organism: Octopus bimaculoides (California two-spot octopus)
Lineage: Eukaryota; Metazoa; Mollusca; Cephalopoda; Octopoda; Octopodidae
Product: large ribosomal subunit protein P1 pseudogene
Source: RefSeq, a predicted model, not a curated record